Messenger RNA from Benincasa hispida (wax gourd), 1728 nucleotides. Its product is annotated as protein indeterminate-domain 12-like. The record is from RefSeq and is a predicted model, not a curated record. NCBI's taxonomy places the organism in Eukaryota, Viridiplantae, Streptophyta, Magnoliopsida, Cucurbitales, Cucurbitaceae. Gene Ontology annotation, cellular component: nucleus. Gene Ontology annotation, molecular function: DNA-binding transcription factor activity.
AAUUCUCUAGUGGGCAGGCCAAAGAAAGAUCCCUUUUUUUUCUUUUUUUCCUUUUUUUUUCCCCCCUUUCUUUCUUGUUGCCUUCUAUAACCUCUAAUUUGCAUCUUCCAUGAAAGCUUCUUCUCUUCACCAAAAAUGGAGCCCAAAAUCCUUCCUUUUCUCUUCCACUAAACCCUAAUAGCCAAGCCCUUUUUUUUUUUAAUUUCUAUUUCUAAAGAAAAUAAGAAAUUAGUGUUUUUAGGGUUUUCUCUCUCUCUCUCUCUUUUUUUUUUUUUUUUGUAAAAAAACAUUUCUCAAUGUCCAAAAUCUCAGGGUGUUCUGAUGAUGGUGGGAGCUUUGUUUCUGAUGGUGAGAAAUUAGAGAAUCAGUUCAGCCAUGGAAGCUCUCAAUCCCAUCAAUACCCUCAGCUAAAAGCUCCCAAGAAGAAAAGGAACUUGCCAGGAACACCAGAUCCUGAUGCGGACGUGGUAGCGUUAUCUCCAAAAACUCUUAUGGUGACGAAUCGAUUCAUUUGCGAAAUAUGCAACAAAGGAUUUCAAAGAGACCAAAACUUGCAACUGCACAGGCGAGGGCAUAACCUACCAUGGAAGUUGAAGCAAAGGACGAGCGGGAGCGAGACAAAGAGGAAGGUGUACGUGUGCCCAGAACCGUUGUGCGUCCACCAUGAACCGGCGCGGGCGCUCGGAGACCUCACCGGAAUCAAGAAACAUUACAGCAGAAAACAUGGGGAGAAGAAGUGGAAAUGUGAGAAAUGCUCCAAAAAAUAUGCAGUUCAAUCUGACUUGAAAGCUCAUUCCAAAACCUGUGGCUCCAAGGAAUACAAAUGUGACUGUGGCACAAUCUUUUCCAGAAGAGAUAGCUUUAUCACCCACAGAGCAUUUUGUGAUGCCUUAGCACAAGAAAACAACAAACUAUCUCAUCAAGUAUCAACAACAAUGGCUUCCACCGCCAUUAAUGCACCUUCCUUUCUUUCUCAAUCCCCCGUCCUUUUGCCGCCAUUAACGCUGCCCCAUGACCUUAUGCCUAUUCCUCCAAAGCCCUUAAACCUAUCUGUUGGAUCCAUGUUUUCAUCUUCCAUUUCCAAUAACUCCACCACCGCCGCCAACGACGGCCACCACUUUCCCUCCCCCUCUGCCUUCAUGUCUGCCACCGCCCUUCUGCAGAAGGCAGCUCAGAUGGGAGCUGCCGUUAGCGGUGGUGGAAACUCUACUCUUUGUUUGGACUCGUCGAUGAGCCAUGAGAAGAAAGGAUUUGUAACAACCAUGGCUCCCUCUUCCUUCUGUGGGCUAUUAGCUACCAACUGUUUGCAAAAAUGUCAAGAAGAAAACAUUUUGUCCCAUCUAUCUUCCAAGGGCAAAGCUGCGGACACGGAGAUGAUCGUCGACGACAACAUUCCGAUGCUGAACGGAGUGUUCGAUCAGCCGCUCGUGGAGGCGGCGAGGACGAAGACGAUGACACUAAAUUUGUUGGGGGCUGAGGGAGGAAAAGGAAUGACAUUUCAAGCACAAGAAAAUGUGGGGUUUGGAGGGCUUGUGGAGAAUAUGAGUUACUUUAGAAACCAAGGAGCCAAUAUGGGAAGGAAUAUUUGGGAGAUUUAAUAGUUUGAGAGUGAAAGCAAAGGCCAUGUGAUUUGUGAUGUUUUUUUUAAUAUAGUUCUCCUCCUUGUUAGAAAAUAUUAAGAAACAUUUUUUCCUUUUCAAAUGACAAUUAUGGAUAAUUUUAUAUGCU